AUGGCUAGACGAAAGAAAAAAAGAACUCAUGUCAAAGUCGACGAAAGCGCCAACCCGAACGCGCCAAAAAUACCAAAGAGUUUUGUAAUAAGGUCCGGGGAAGUUGGGAAAACGGUAACUGCUUUAGUGCAAGAUAUGCGUAAAGUUAUGGAGCCCAACACGGCCGAACGCAAAAAUAACCGUCUAAAAGACUUCUUAUCAGUAGCUGGUCAAUUUGGUGUAACACAUUUCCUGAUAUUUACUCGCACCGAAUACGGGACAAAUUUAAGGAUUGCUCGGUCGCCUCGAGGUCCUACCUUGUGCUUCAAGGUGGAAAACUAUUCUUUGACUAGGGAUGUGUUGGCAUCACAAUUACACCCGAAAAGUCCUGGUGCAGAGUAUCACACUUCCCCUUUGCUCGUAUUAAAUAACUUCGGUGGGGAUGAAAAACAAACCAAACUUCUGACCACAAUGUUUCAAAAUAUGUUUCCACCGAUCAAUGUGAAAACGAUGCAACUUUCUGAGGCACGUCGCGUUGUUCUAUUCAGCUAUAAUAUCGAAACAAAACAAAUCGAUUUCCGACACUACAGUAUUAUCGUAAAACCUGUAGGAAUUAGUAAAAGUAUAAAAAAAAUAAUUACUGGUGAUAGUAUGCCGGAUCUUCAUAACUUAAAUGAUAUUAGCGAGUUCGUUUUAAAAGAAGGGCAAGUUUCGGAAAGUGAAGCAAGUGACGUCGAAGAGAGCAUUGUCACGCUUGCAGAAGAUUUUGUCGGGAGAAAUAACAAAAAAUCUGAUCAGCGUGCUAUAAGGUUGAUAGAAUUGGGUCCGAGGUUGUCGUUGAAAUUGGUGAAGAUUCAAAGUGGAUUGUGUGAUGGAGAAGUUUUAUUUCAUGAAUUUAUAUACAAAACUCCAGAAGAAAUUAGAAAAAUGGAACGUGAGCGUGAACAGCGAAAGCAAUUGGCAGCUUUACGUCGUAAACAGCAAGAAGAGAAUGUCGCAAAGAAAAAAGCUGAAAAAGAAGUUAAACAGCUUGCUACUGGCGGAAGACAACAAAAACGCGAAGAUACUCGGGCAUCUAAGCAACAAAAUGAUGAUAAUUCAGAUGGAGAUGAAAUUGAAAAAGUUCCUCCUGAACAUUAUGACGACGAUGAAAUUUCUGAUGAGGAUGAGGAUGAUUUAGAUGAUGAAUUGUCAGAUGUCGAAUAUGAUUUUAAACAAAGCGAUUAUAAUAUGGACAAUUUGUUUGAUGAAGCUAUAGGAAAUGAUGUUAGUAGUGUUAGUUAUAGUAAUGAAUCAGAAAACGUUGAUGAACAAAUAUCAUCAUCUAAACAAAAGAGGAAACAUGCAACAUCAAUCGGAAAGCCCAAAUUCGUGCUCAAAAAUAAAAAACUGAGAAAAUAA
Messenger RNA from Ambispora gerdemannii, 1380 nucleotides. The record is from the annotation of a GenBank genome assembly. Lineage: Eukaryota; Fungi; Glomeromycota; Glomeromycetes; Archaeosporales; Ambisporaceae.